Messenger RNA from Emiliania huxleyi CCMP1516, 2315 nucleotides. RefSeq lists its product as hypothetical. The transcript is spliced from 10 exons. The record is from RefSeq and is a predicted model, not a curated record. NCBI's taxonomy places the organism in Eukaryota, Haptophyta, Isochrysidales, Noelaerhabdaceae. The coding region runs from base 1 to 1455 and encodes 484 amino acids.
AUGCGCCGUGGCAGCUCGUCCCUCGUUGGCGCGUCUCGGCGCCUCUCCUCGGAGGCCGCAUUUCUCCGACGGCGAUCAGCCAACCACGCGCCGCUCACGCCGCUCACCUUCCUCGCUCGCGCCGCCGACGUCUAUCCCGACCGAGUAGCCAUCGUCUACGACGACUGGGCCGCCUCUCCCGCGGCGGAGUGGACGCCGGCCACUGAGCGGACGUGGGCGGAGACCUCCGAGCGUGUGGGUCGCCUUGCCUCUGGCUUGCGGCACCGCUUCGGCGUCGAGCGCGGCGACACGGUGGCGGUGCUCUCGCCAAACACGCCGGCUUUCCUCGAGGCGCACUUUGGCGUCAUGGCGGCGGGCGCAGUGAUCAACCCGAUCAACACGCGGCUCGACGCGCCUGCGCUGGCCUACAUUCUGCGCCACUCCGCCGCUAAGGUACUGCUCGCCGACUCUGCGCACGCGACGACAGUCGAAGAGGCGCUCUCGGAGCUCGAGCUGGCAGAGCGGCCGCGGCUCGUCUCGCUCGUUGACACGGUGGCCGGGCCGCACGCGGGCGGCGGAGGGGGCGGGUGGGGGGAGGAGUGCGAGUACGAGGAGCUGCUGGCCGGAGGCUGCCCGGAGGAGCCGUGGCGGUACCCGGAGGACGAGUGGGAGACGCAGGCGCUCAACUACACGAGCGGCACCACCGGCAGGCCGAAGGGGGUGCUGUUCUCCCACCGCGGCGCGGCGCUGAACUCGAUCAACAACGCGCUCAUCUGGAGCCUGCCGCAGCACCCAUCCUACCUUUGGACCUUGCCCCUCUUCCACUGCAGCGGCUGGUGCUUCCCGCACACCGUCACGCUGCAGGCGGGGACUCACGUCUGCCUGCGCUCUGUGGACCCCGCUGCCGUCUUCGCCGCUAUCCUCUCACAGCGCGUCUCGCAUCUCUGCGGCGCCCCCGUCGUCGCAAACAUGCUGCUGCAUGCGCCCGGCGCCGCGCACUUCGGCGCAGCGCUGACCAGCGCCGCGGCGGGCGGCGGCCAGCGGGUCAAGAUGCUCUGCGCCGGCGCGCCGCCGCCCGCGGCGGUGCUGGAGGCGAUGGAGGGGCUGGGUGUCGAGGUGACGCACGUGUACGGCCUCACCGAGUCGUACGGCCCCGCGGUGGCGUGUUCGUGGCAGGACGCGUGGGCGGGGCUGCCGCCGCGGGAGCGUGCGGAGCUCAUGGCACGGCAGGGGCAUCGGUACCCCCUCCUCGAGGGCCUCGACGUCGCGGUGGAGGCGGAGGCGGGCGGCGAGGCGGCGGGCGGCGAGGCGGCGGGCGGCGAGGCGGCGGGCGGCGGCGGGCUCGGGCCGCGGUGGAGGGCGGCGCGACGGGACGGGCUCGAGCUGGGGGAGGUCGUGAUGCGCGGCAACGCUGUGAUGAAGGGGUAUCUCCCCCAUAUCUCGCCAUAUCUCCCCCAUAUCUCGCCAACGCUGUGAUGAAGGGGUGGUUCGCGGACGAGGGCGCGAGUCUCACAUGGGCCAUGGAGCAUUGCUCGCUCAUGCCUCGUUCUUAGGUACCUCGCGGACGAGGGCGCGACGGAGGAGGCGCUCGGGAGUGGCUGGUUCCGCACGGGCGACCUCGCGGUGGUCCACCCUUCUGGGUACCUCGAGAUCAAGGACCGCGCCAAGGACAUCAUCAUCUCAGGCGGCGAGAACAUCUCGACAGUCGAGGUCGAGGCCGUGCUGUACCGGCACCCGGCGGUGCUCGAGGCGAGCGUCGUGGCAAGGCCGCACCCGCACUGGGGCGAGACGCCGUGUGCUUUUGUCACGCUGCGGGAGGGGCACCGCUGGGAAGAAGGCGGCGGCGGCGGCGGCGGCGGCGGCGGCGGCGGCGGCGGCGGCGUGACGAGCGAGGCGGAGAUCGUCGAGUUUUGCCGCGCGCGGCUCGCCCACUUCAAGGCGCCGCGCUACGUGGUUCAGCUGCCGGGCGGGAUGCCGCAGCCGUCUCGAUGGGCAUGUGUGGAGGUGGGGGUGCUCACCGCUUGGUGAUGGGCCAUAGGCGGGCUGCCAAAGACGUCGACGGGCAAGAUACAAAAGUUCCUGCUGCGCGAGACGGCGCGGCUCGCCGCCGAGGAGGAGCAGGGCGGCGCGGAGAGCGGGCCCGAGCGGGUGGCGGUCUGACUCUGAGUCUGGCAGCUUGGUCUGGAGCCGGACGGUGUGUCCGCCAAACAAGCGCUGAGCUGUAGGAAAAAAAUAUCUUUUGCCGGCGCUGACGCGUAGUGAGUAUGUGUAUGGGGUUGAGGGCGUUUUCUUUCUUUCUUUUUGACAGCGCCUUCGUUGUUAAUAGAGUAAUACAA